AUGUCGAGUAGCGGCUCGGGCUCUUCCUCGCGGAAGGAGUUCGAUGUGAAGCAGAUACUCAGGAUCCGAUGGAGGUGGUUCGGUCACCCCGCGGUCCCUCCCCCUCACUCCCCGCCGCUCGGAGACUACUUCGCUGGGAGGAGGACGGGCGGCAGUUCCGGAGACGGACCUUCAGUUAGCGGCUGUAGCAACUCGAAUUCAGCCGGCGCAAACCCCACCGCCGGGGGUCACAGCAGCGGUUUGGUUGCCAGCGGCAGCGCCGGCUCUAACCUUUGUAACAGCACCAACAGAAAGUUUGCUGAUCCGCCGGGGAGUCGGGGCGGACCGGGGGGAGCGGCAGCUGGAGCAACGGGGAGCUCCUGCCCCCGCUCCUUCAGCCAGCCGGAGUGCAGGAGCCCCGCCGCGGCGCUGUCGUGGGUCUCCCCGCCACCUCAUCGUCGUUCCCGUCCGGCGACAAGCAUGGAGCCCCCCAGCGAGGCCCCGGUGCCCCAGCUGGUACCCGAGCCACCCGCUCAUGUCGGGGUGGAGGAGGAGGCGGCGGCACCAGCAGCGGCGGGCACCGAGGACAACAGCCACCCGGAAACUGACUCCAGCUCCUGCAGGACGUCUAACAGCAGCGCUACACUGUCCUCUUGCGUGUCGCUUGAGCCAUGCGCAUGUCCGGAGGAGUGCAUGUUCACUGCCCUGUCCCACGCCGACAUCACCUUCCGCAAGAUGGAGGGCUACCUGAGGUCCCGGCAGCUGUGUGAUGUCAUACUGGUGGCUGGAGACAGGCGGAUACCUGCACACAGAUUGGUCCUCUCAUCUGUGUCGGACUACUUUGCAGCAAUGUUUACCAGCGAUGUGAGGGAGGCCAAGCAGGACGAGGUGAAGAUGGAGGGAGUGGACCCUGAUGCAUUGUGGGUCCUCGUGCAGUAUGCAUACACAGGCCGUCUCGAGUUGAGGGAGGACACCAUUGAGUCUCUGCUGUCAGCCUCGUGCCUACUGCAGUUGUCUUCAGUGGUUCAGGCCUGCUGCUCGUUCCUCAUGAAGCAGCUCCACCCCUCCAACUGUCUGGGUAUCCGCUCCUACGCCGACGCUCAGGGCUGCAAUGACCUGCAGAGGGCCGCUCACGCCUACACCAUGGAACACUUUUUAGAGGUGGUAGGAGGCCAGGAGUUCCUGUUGCUCCCAGUGGAGGAGAUGGAGAGGCUGCUCACGUCCGAUGACGUAAACGUGCCAGACGAGGAAACCGUGGUAACCUCUUUGUUGACGUGGGUCCGUCAUGAUGCCGCCACACGACAGCGUCAGCUACCUUUGCUGCUGGCCCACAUUCGACUGCCACUGCUGCAGCCACAGUUCUUGGCAGACCUGGAGUCCAACCCUCUGCUCAGGGACAGUAUGGAGUGCCAGCGGCUGCUGAUGGAAGGGAUGAAGUAUCACCUCUUGCCCCAGCGUCGGCCCCUGCUUCAGAGUCCUCGCACACGGCCUCGCAAGGCCACUGUUGGGGCCAUGUUCGCUGUAGGGGGCAUGGACGCUACCAAAGGUGCUACCAGUAUCGAGCAGUACUGUCUGCGGCGGGACACAUGGAGGCAGGUAGCCACCAUGAGCGGACGGAGACUGCAGUUUGGUGUAGCUGUCCUUGAUGGCCGUCUCUAUGUGGUUGGCGGCCGCGAUGGACUGAAGACCCUCAACACUGUGGAGUGUUACAACCCGCACAGCAAGACGUGGAGCGUCAUGCCUCCCAUGUCCACACACAGGCAUGGCUUAGGUGUAGCUGUUCUAGAGGGGCCCAUGUACGCAGUAGGAGGACAUGAUGGCUGGAGCUACCUCAGCACAGUGGAAAGGUGGGACCCCCAAGCUCGCCAGUGGAGCUUUGUUGCAAGUAUGGCUACACCCAGAAGCACAGUGGGAGUAGCUGUUCUCAAUGGCAAGUUGUAUGCAGUAGGAGGUCGUGACGGCUCAUCCUGCCUGCGUUCAGUGGAGUGUUUCGACCCCCACACCAACAGGUGGAGUGGUUGUGCUCCAAUGGCGAAAAGGCGUGGAGGUGUGGGUGUGGCCACAUGGCAUGGCUUCCUGUACGCCAUCGGAGGUCAUGAUGCUCCGGCCUCAUCCCUCGCAUCUCGACUAAGUGACUGUGUGGAGAGGUAUGACCCUCAGACAGAUGUGUGGACUGCAGUUGCCCCCAUGAGCAUCAGCAGAGAUGCUGUUGGUGUUUGUCUCCUUGGCGACCGUCUCUAUGCUGUGGGCGGUUAUGAUGGGCAGGUGUAUCUCAAUACUGUAGAAGCCUACGACCCUCAGACAAACGAGUGGACACAGGUCGCCCCUCUGUGUCUGGGCAGGGCUGGAGCAUGUGUGGUGGCCGUCAGACUGUGAAAACACAAACAUUCAGUGACGACUGUGCAUGAUGUGGCUCCGACAGCAAGCCUCCUCUCUGUCACCACUUUGUCACGGAAGUCACAGCAAGAAACCCAUCUGCCUGCCAGCACGUAAAAGACGCCAGAAAGUGUGAGACUGAUGAUGAUGGAACAAAUUCGGGGUUUACACUAUGGCAAAGUCAGAUUUAGCGACUGCCUAUCCUUCAUUUUAAUGUUUACGGUUAAUGUAGCGUUCAAUAAUGUGUCGGAUUUCUGAUAAAGUUUUUGGAUUUCAAGAUCCUGAUAACUUCUGAUACAGAAGUGAACCUACAUCCAUGAUGAAGACAAAUCUGCAGUGUUUAUCUGAGCAUGACAGAACACCUGUCUCACAGCUUUUUUUUUUCCUUUUCUAUUAUUUUGUUCCGUUGACAAGGUGGCACACACACACGCAC
Molecule: messenger RNA, 2788 nt
Organism: Plectropomus leopardus (leopard coralgrouper)
Lineage: Eukaryota; Metazoa; Chordata; Actinopteri; Perciformes; Serranidae
Gene: klhl5
Product: kelch-like family member 5
Molecular function (GO): protein binding
Source: RefSeq, a predicted model, not a curated record